This is a messenger RNA of Lagopus muta (rock ptarmigan), 2836 nucleotides long. Its product is annotated as guanylate-binding protein 4-like. The transcript has 9 exons. Lineage: Eukaryota; Metazoa; Chordata; Aves; Galliformes; Phasianidae. Gene Ontology annotation, molecular function: GTP binding; GTPase activity. The record is from RefSeq and is a predicted model, not a curated record. Bases 108 to 2027 code for a protein of 639 amino acids.
GGAAGCGAUGGGUGUUUACAGGAAGGGAAAACCAACAGCAGGGGGAGGGCUGGGUUUGCUUUCUCUUUCCGUUUCAUCACUGCAAAGCCGCACACAGCAGCACAACCAUGGAUGCUCUGGUGCUCCCGAUGCCGGCCCCGCUGUGCCUGGUGAACAACAAGAAUGGCGAGCUGUCCCUGGACCCCACGGCGCUGGCAGUGCUGCAGGAGGUGGCCCAGCCCCUGGUGGUGGUGGCCAUCGCCGGGCCCUACCGCACUGGGAAGUCCUUCCUGAUGAACCGGCUGGCACAGAAGCGCACUGGCUUCCCGCUGGGCCCCACGGUGCAGGCAGAGACCAAGGGCAUCUGGAUGUGGUGCCUGCCUCACCCACAGCGGCCCGAAGCGAUGCUGGUGCUGCUGGACACCGAGGGGCUGGGAGACCCCACCAAGGGUGACAGCCAAAACGACGCCUGGAUCUUCACACUGGCGCUGCUGUUGUCCAGCACUCUGGUGUACAACAGCAUAGGCACCAUCGACCAGAAGGCACUGGAGUACCUCGAGCUGGUGACACAGCUGUCGGAGCUGAUCCAGGUGCGGGACAGGGACAAGGAUGGCAACAACGGCGCUGAAAGAGAAGAUGAGGCCGAGGACUGCGAGUUCAUGCGCUUCUUCCCCAGCUUUGUGUGGGUGGUGCGGGACUUCACACUGGAGCUGCGUGUGGGCGAGCGGCCCAUCAGCGAGGACGAGUACCUGCAGCAGGUGCUGGAACUCAAGCACGGGUACGGCCGCAAGGUGCAGAACUACAAUGCGACGCGGCAGUGCCUCCGCAACUAUUUCCCCACGCGGAAGUGCUUCGUGCUGCCUUCGCCACUGGGCACAGAGGAGCACGGGCGCAUGGAGGAGCUGCCCGAGGCCGCCUUGGCCCCACGCUUCCUCCAACAGGCAGCCAAGUUCUGCAACUAUGUGCUGAGCUCCUCCAGGCUCAAGACGCUGCCUGACGGCAGAGCACUGACAGGGCGAGCCCUGAGCACGCUGCUGAGCAGCUACGUGGAGGCCAUCAACAGCGGGCGUCUGCCCUGCCUGCAGGGAGCAGCAGCAGCCAUGAUGGCCAACGAGAACGCAGCUGCGGUGGCGGCAGCGCUGGAGGCCUAUGCCGGGGGCAUGCGGGGGCUGUCACUGCCCACAGAGCCCGCACAGCUCUCGGCCGCGCACGGGGAGCACCUGCACGAGGCGCUCGUCGUCUUCCAGCAGCGCAGCUUCCGGGAUCGCAACCAGGAGCACCAGCGGCGCCUCAUAGAACAGAUCAGCGCGGAGUACAGCCGCCUGCAGGAGGAGAACAAUGCAGCAUCACGGCAGCUCUGCAAGGCGCUGCUGGCUGAGCUGGCGGGGGCACUGGAUACCAGCCUGUCCCGUGGGGCCUACGCACAGCCCGGUGGCUACCGCGCCUACGAGGCCGAGCGGCAGCGGCUGCUGGAGGCCUACCGGCAAGCAAAGGCCAAGGGCCCCAAGGCCGAGGAGGUGCUGGAUGAGUUCCUGGCGGAGCGCCGGGCAGAAGCGGAGGCAGUGCUGAAGGCAGACAAGGCACUGAGCGAGGCUGAGAAGCAGCUGGAGGACCAGAAGCAGCAGACGCAGCUCCUGGAGCAGCAGCAGAAGGCGACGGCGGAGCGCGAACGGCAGCUGCAGGCGCUGCUGGCGGACGAGCGCAACAGCUACGAGCAGAACCUGCGAGCCCUCGAGGCCAAGAUGCAGGCGGAGGCGGAGAGCGCGCAGCGGGAACUGGACCGGGCGCUGGAAGCGAAGCUACGGGAGCACAGCGAGCUACUGCAGCACGGCUUCAACGAGCGGGCGGCGCUGAUCGAGCGAGAGAUGGAGGCGCUGCGGCUGGAGAUCAACAGCAAGAAGCACGAGCUGGCGGCCAGCAUCUUCGACGCCGUGAGCGCCGCCUUCAAGUUCGUCAUUGCGCAAAUGCAGGACGAGUCCCGGAGCACAGCCGUGAAGGCGACUGCACGCCGCAAAACCUCCGCCCGCCCCGCUCUGGCGGCCCAAUAAAGCGCUCCUCCCGCCCCCCGCUCUCCGCGUCCCUGUCUCGCGGCGCUUCCGGCGCGGUGACGUCAUAACCCGUGCGACCAGAACCGACUGCGCCCCCUUGCGACGGCACCGCGGCGCGGCACUGGGAGGGGCGGAAGAAGGGAACGAACGAAACCUUUGAUUGGGUGGCACGAUCUCGCGAGAGCGUGGGCCUUCCGUCUCCUCCCCGGCUGGUGGAGCUCACUUCCGGGUGUCCCGCGCGUGUGGGCGGCGCCUGAGCUGCAGUCCCGUUUGUGCCCGUAAGGCACCGCAACGUGCCGCAAGGCAGCAGAGCAGCGCCAUCGCAGGCCGCGGCGAGCGUUUGGAACAGCAGAAAUACCAUAUAUUCUAGUGGCAUCUGUUAGAAACAUGGGUCUUGAAUUAUGUGGUCAAUUCUCUCUUGCAAAACUGCAAAUAUGUUUCCCUGUACUUUAACUAUCAGAUCACAAUAUAGAUAUUCUUUUGCAAGUCUCAAAUUGUCCAGAAUAGGUCUGGGUGUUAAUGGGAUUAGAUCUGCACAUAGGAAUUUCCCAGGAUCUACAGGCUCAGGGCAGAGAAGGCAUCAGCACCCAUGAGAAACACAAAGCUUUCAGCAUCCUGGAGAGCAGUGCCAGGAAACAAACCCUGUCCCAAACACAGAAGUGUCCUGCUAGCUUCUCCUCCAGGCCUUACCUUCACUGCUCAGCGCAGCAGGUGCCUUUGCCUUGUGGCCAUCCCAGAAGAAACGCAGGGCAGCAAUGAGCUGGUGCAGGAAGCACACCAUGUACUCUGGCGGGCACAACACAGUCAAG